CACUUUCUGCGAGAUGGCAGAACCCGCCUGGCGGCUCGGGGCAGUCUCUGCCUCCUUUCUGCUCCUGGCUGGGAGAAUCGAAAACCCGUCAAGCGGGUUUGGCCAAAAUCCUGUCUUGUUGCCUGUGCAGGUUCACACCCCGCUCACUUCUCUCUCCCCGUGGAGAGCGUGGGGGGCUCCGCUCAGAGGUCGAGGGAGGUCGAGGCAGGGCCAGGAGCCAUGAUGGACACAGAGGGGCUGUAGAGGCUGCAGGCAUCUCCACAACCCCCGCGCAGAGGGGCCCGGGCCAGGGCCACAGGGAGCCAUGGAGAGCUUCAUGGAGUCACUGAACAGGCUGAAGGAGAUCCACGAGAAGGAAGUCCUGGGCCUGCAGAACAAGCUUCUGGAACUGAACUCAGAGAGGUGCCGGGACGCCCAGAGGAUCGAGGAGCUCUUUGCCAAGAACCACCAGCUCCGGGAACAGCAGAAGACACUGAAGGAGAACCUUCGGGUGCUGGAAAACAGGCUGCGGGCCGGCCUGUGCGACCGCUGCUUGGUCACCCAGGAGCUGGCCAGGAAGCGGCAGCAGGAGUUUCAGAGCUCCCACCUGCAGAACCUACAGCACAUCUUCAUCCUCACCAACGAGAUGAACGGGCUGAAGGAAGAGAACGAGACCUUGAAGGAGGAGGUGAAGCGGCUUCGGGGCCUGGGAGAUAGGCCCAAGCCCCUGGCCAAGGAGGGCACCUCAGACCCCCCCUCACCCCUGCUGCUCCCCUCCCCUGGUGGCUGGAAGGCCGUCACAGAGAAGCCACCAGGAGGCCAUGAGGAGGCUGAGGAAGAUCACCAGGGCGCGGGCCUACAGGGAGAAGAAAAGCCAGCAGGGCACAGGGCAUCUCCAGUGGCCAAAAUCUCACCAGGGGCCACCCUGCCUGAGUCGUGGGCCCCAGACAUGAGCCCCCAGCGCAUCUCCAACCAGCUGCACGGGACCAUCGCCGUGGUACGGCCUGGGUCCCAGGCUUGCCCUGCUGACCGUGGCCCCACCAAUGGGACGCCCCCACCACUGCCUGCCAGGAGCAGCCCACCCAGCCCAGCGUAUGAGCGCGGCCUCUCUCUGGACAGCUUCCUGCGGGCCUCCCGGCCCUCUGCCAUGACCCAUGAGACCCUGAAGCACUCCCCGAAGAUGGAUCGGCUCUGCCUCCUAAACCGCCCCCUCUCCCUGCACCUUCGGAGCCCCCGCAGCAGCCCCCUGGCCCCUGCUGCAGCCCCCCGUGACCCCCGGCUCCAGGACCUGAAGGCCGGAGAAGCAGAGGCCUGGGAGGAGCCUAUAGAACUGCUGGGGCUGCCCAAUGCCCUGGCGGGCAUGCAGGACCUUCGCCUGGAGGGGGCACUACACCUGCUCCUGGCCCAGCAGCAGCUGCGGGCUCGGGCCAGGGUAGGCAGUGUCAGGCCAAGGGGCCAGCCCACACCCAGGGAGAUGCCGCCCUCCCCACCAGUCGGCUCAGACUCUGAGGGCCCUGAGAGUGAGGGGGCCAGGGCAGCUCUGGCCACAGCAGCAGGCCUGCCUGGAGGGCGGCACACACAGCCUGUAGGCCCAGGCCACGCCCAGAGGACGGAGGCUGCAGCAGCGAAGGACUGUGCCCCAGACAAGCCCCUGGACCUCUCGGAGUGGGGCCGGGGCCGGGGCCAGGACACUCCCAAGCCGGCCAGCCAGCAUGGGUCACUCAGCCCUGCCACUGCCCACACUCCCAGCCCCGAGCCACCCACCCAGUCUGGACCCCUGACUCGCAGUCCCCAGGCACUCAGCAAUGGCACCAAGGGGACCAGAGCACCAGAGCAGGAGGAGGCUCGCACUCCCGUGGACCCCUCACGCCCACUUCCAGGGUCCCAGCUCAGCCUGUCCUCUCCAGGCAGGACAGGAGAUGAAGACACAGGGAGGCCUCUGCCACCUCCCCACCCACAGCUGCCUCCCCACCCACAGCCGCCUGACCUGGACGGCCACUCAGAGCCCAGCAAGGCUGAAGUGCUGAGACCAGAGUCCGACGAACUGGAUGAGACAGACACCCCAGGCAGCGAGGUGCUCCUCCUCCUGACCACACCCCCUUCUCCCCAGGCGGACCAGAGCACGACUGGGGAGGGGCCCGGGUGUAUCUGCGCCCAGGAGCACGGGCAGGGUCUGCCACGGAAGAGGAAGCAGGCCUCGGAGCCCGGAGACAAAGCCUCCAAAAAGCCAUCCAGAGGGAGAAAGAAGCUGACAGCCACUGAGGGCCCCAGGAGCCCAAGGGACACCAAGGACGACAGUCCCUCCCCCAACAGCAGCCCCUGGGAGGAGACCUAG
Mandrillus leucophaeus (drill) is the source of this 2314-nucleotide messenger RNA. It is a transcript of the gene RBBP8NL, whose product is annotated as RBBP8 N-terminal like. The transcript has 14 exons. Gene Ontology annotation, cellular component: site of double-strand break. Gene Ontology annotation, molecular function: single-stranded DNA binding; damaged DNA binding; Y-form DNA binding. Bases 305 to 2314 code for a protein of 669 amino acids. The record is from RefSeq and is a predicted model, not a curated record. Gene Ontology annotation, biological process: DNA double-strand break processing involved in repair via single-strand annealing; double-strand break repair via homologous recombination. Lineage: Eukaryota; Metazoa; Chordata; Mammalia; Primates; Cercopithecidae.